Messenger RNA from Manduca sexta (tobacco hornworm), 1511 nucleotides. It is a transcript of the gene Nufip, whose product is annotated as nuclear fragile X mental retardation-interacting protein 1. The record is from RefSeq and is a predicted model, not a curated record. Gene Ontology annotation, molecular function: RNA binding. NCBI's taxonomy places the organism in Eukaryota, Metazoa, Arthropoda, Insecta, Lepidoptera, Sphingidae. Bases 185 to 1474 code for a protein of 429 amino acids. The transcript has 3 exons. Gene Ontology annotation, biological process: box C/D snoRNP assembly. Gene Ontology annotation, cellular component: nucleus.
ACAUAUUACUUGUGUUACUUUGACAGCUAUCACAGCCUAACAGCGGUUGUCAAAUUUUACGAAGUAUUAUGAUAAAUAAGAACGAUGUUAUCAGAGUAAGUGUGUUUUGAUCCGUGGAUUGUAUGAUAAAUAUAUUGUGAAUCUACAUAUUUGGGAAAAAUUAAAAAAGGUUGAAAGAAAUAAAAUGUUUAGACCGGCACAUCCAAGAGUAAUGAACCAUCGUCCUCGUUUUAAUGUACAACAGAAUUUUCAAUGGCGAAGACCUCCAGCACCACGUGCAUUUUAUGGAAGUAAUAACGAUUUCCGCCCUAGACCGGCACAAAUGUUACAAAACGCCAAUCUAGAACAUUGGUGCGAAACGUGCGAUAGAGGUUUUCCCACUGAAAAUCUUUUAAUAGAACACAAAUCACAACAUCAGAAAUGCAACAUAGAUGGUUGUCAGUUUGUUGCCCACCCAAAGGUGAUAACAAAACAUAUUCAAAUGCAACAUUCAUCAGGUUUAUUCAAAAAAAUAUCAAAUCUCAAUAAUCCUGAGGAAAUAAAAAAAUGGAGAGAAGAAAGGAAAAGAAAUUUCCCUACUAGAUCCAAUAUUGAAAAGAAGGCAGCAGAAUUGAAGGAAAAAAUAGAUAGGGGUGAAAAAAUGGGGUUGAAACAUACACAAAGGCCUAGAGAUGCAAAACAAGGUAACAAAAGAAAAUUGGUGCCAGGUUUUAAACAUCAUAAUGACAGAAAAGACUUUAAAAAGAAGAAAAUAUGUAAUGCAAAUAAUGAAGAUGAAGUGAAAAAUAAGCCAACAAAUAAAAAAAAUGCUGACAAGUAUUUACCACCUGUGGAAGAGAGAAGGAUCCCUCAAUUUGGUGGUAUACAGGGGCUUAUAACUGGUACUGAAGAUAAAGAUGAUGCAGAAGAAACAGAUAGUAAUUUAAUAAUUGAAGAUGAUGAUAAUGAAAGAUUUAUAAAUAAUUCAAAAGAAAUAGCUAAUUCAAAUGAACCAGUCCUUUGUGGAGCUUUGGUUUCACUUAUGUGCCAAUAUGGGUCAUCAGAUGAAGAAGAUAACAAUACAGUAGAUACUCAGGCACCAACAACCUUAAAAGACACCAACAUAAUAAAAAAUAAAUCAGACAGUAAGAGUCAGAGCAAAGAAAAUAAAGAAAAUUUUGAAGUUCAUAAACUAUCUAGUGAUCACAGUAGUACACUACAUGAUGAUAAUGACAGUGGUCCUGAAGAAGUUAAGGUAGAGAAAAGUAUUGAAGUUGAGGGUGAUGAAGCUUCUUCAAAAGAAAUCACAAAACAGAUGAAGAAAAGACAUCUAGAUAAAAAAGAAAUUAAACAUGUUAUUAAUUCUAGGAGACAAAAAUCAAAAUUACCUUCUACACUUCUACAAAAAUUAUUAUUUAAAGAAAUUCAAUAUGAGCGCAAUAUGGUACUUCAAUGUAUAAGGUACAUAGUAAAGAAUGACUUCUUCGAUAAAUAAAUAAAUCAUACUCAUUUAAUUUGAGAGUUUGGACACA